This is a messenger RNA of Cercospora beticola, 5953 nucleotides long. It is a transcript of the gene SNT2, whose product is annotated as DNA-binding E3 ubiquitin-protein ligase SNT2. NCBI's taxonomy places the organism in Eukaryota, Fungi, Ascomycota, Dothideomycetes, Mycosphaerellales, Mycosphaerellaceae. Gene Ontology annotation, biological process: histone catabolic process. The record is from RefSeq and is a predicted model, not a curated record. Gene Ontology annotation, cellular component: Lid2 complex. Gene Ontology annotation, molecular function: ubiquitin-protein transferase activity; chromatin binding.
CACCAACGCGCCCCAUCAGCGUCUUUGCCUCUUUUCUUUUCCUUACCUCGCGGGAUCUGAAUCGCCGACCGGCGUCGGACUGGGCAUUGCCUUUCUGCUCAUCUGCGGCCCUAUUUUCUGCGCGUUACUCGUCUGCGAGCUUAUACGCUAUUGUUGCCACGAUUGGCCGCGCCGCUCCUUACCUCCAGACCUGCAAUCCCAGACUACCCGGCCCUCUCUUUCCUCCCAAGUGACCACGUCACAGGAUUGCACGCUUUGCUCUUGAAACGGCAGACAUCGACUCAUGUGUCGCUUCAUCGACAAGCCGUCAAAGCGUAAUGGCCGAUGAGCUUGGCUCAUCGACGCAGCCUGCUGCCAUGGAUUCUACUCCCGCCUCGAGGGCUCCCACAGCCUCGAGAGAUGGCACACCCGCCGCCUCAUUCCAAGCGAUCAAUUCCCGGGCCGCCUCAGAGAAUGCACGCAAUGCAACUCCAGCAGCCACUGGCCAACAACGCGGGAGCUCGUCUGACCUGACACCGCCGAGAGGCGAUGCGGCUGUGGCACCAAAGGCUGCACAAACAGCACAAACUUCCACCUCUGCAUCUCAGCCUUCGAAAUUGUCUUCGCAAGUCGAUGGUUUGGAUGGCGCGAUGGCCGAAGCAUCCUAUGGCACGCGUUCGCGCAAUCGAACCAGCACGCGACCCAACUACGCCGAAGACCAAGACAUGGACUUUGAAUUCACAUCCGCCGCCACGACGGGGAAGAAGAAAGGCCUCGAUGCGUCUGCUGCAACUACGCAGGGGACCUCCGAGACCAAGCGCGCCCCCGACGCCACGUCUUUUCAAGCAGUCAACGGCAACGCGACGAGUGCCAAAGAUUCGAACGCGUCAACGCCCACUGCAGCAGGCACGACGAAAAAGCGAAAAGCUGCUGGCAAUGCGGCCGCCGCGCUCUCAGGGAACGCUGUAUCUGCCACGCCUCCUCCAGGAGCGGCGCGAAAGCCGGCCGUUCCGACAGCCUCAUCGACUCUAGCACGCGAGACCAACAUCAUGUCAUUUUCCAAGCAUCGCAGUUGCCUCAACAAAAAGGGCGAACUGGUUGCAGAUGACGGGACGAAGCUGUCUGUCAACGAUCACGUGUACCUUGUUUGUGAGCCGCCGGGAGAUCCCUACUACCUUUGUCGCAUUAUGGAAUUCCUCCAUGUCGAAAGCGAUAACAAAAACUCGCCUGUGGAUGCGUUGCGUGUGAACUGGUAUUACCGACCACGAGAUGUUCAACGAUUCAGCAGCGAUACUCGUCUCGUCUAUGGUACCAUGCAUUCCGACAUGUGUCCACUCACAUCCCUCCGCGGAAAAUGCACGAUCAAGCAUCGCUCCGAGAUUGAUGACCUGGACGCCUAUCGAAAGGAACGCGAUUCCUUCUACUUCGUGCAGGUCUUCGACCGCUUCAUUCGGCGGUCCUACGAAUGUAUCCCAGUCAAGCAGAUCGUGAACGUGCCCGACAAGGUCAAGAAAGCGCUUGACGAGCGAUGGAAGUUCGUCGUUGUCGAAAUAGGCCGUGUCAAAGAAUUGACAAGCGCGGCCAAGUCUUGCAAGCGCUGUGCACGAUAUUGUGCAUCCACUGAUUCCGUGGACUGCGCAAUCUGCAAGAACUCCUACCACAUGAAUUGUGUGCAGCCUCCGCUUCCAAAGAAGCCUUCACGCGGUUUCGCCUGGGCUUGUGGUCCUUGCAGCCGCGCUUCGGAACGAGAACAGGAAGCACGCAACACUCCAAAUGCUAGUGGUCAUGUAACGGAAGCCGAAGAGGAAGAUGCUGCGCCGGAGGAGGAGGCUCCAGGCUUCUCGAGCAAUACGACUCGCGCACCAAGUCCAGACGUGGAUGAUAUGGUCAUAGACGAUCACCCUGCUACUCAAGCCGAGAUCGCGCUCGCAAAGAUGUGGCCCAUGCGCUAUCUGGGUAUUCACGCUCGGGUGGAAGAUGCACUGCAGUACGAUGAUCGGGCGAUAUACCCUCGAGCCAGCUCGCGCCUUGGUCCACGGCAUCAGGCCAAUGUGAAUGUAUGGCACGGACGUCCGGUCGAGCUUGUGAAGCCAGCAGAAAUCAAAAAGCGAUACAUGAAGGCCGGAGCCCAGAAGAAGGAAACGAAGCUGACGAAAGAGUCCUUGGCGGCAAUCGAAGCAGAUAAGGAAGAGAAAGCGAAACGCCCAAAGUGGGUACAGGACGAGCCUCCCGGCUACGUUGCUCGAGGCGAGGACUACGAUCCGAAAGAUCCGAAGUGCACAGCAACGCCAAUUUUCGUGAUGCCUCCGCUCGACAAGCCUCCGAAGCAAGCGGACAUGAGCGAACCGGAUCCAGUGAAACGAAAUGAGAAAUUUGUUGAUGCUUACUUGGAGCGGGCAAAACCUCUUGCCAGGGGCAUCGGAGUGCCACCUUUUGGUACGAAUUUUCUGGACCGGGCAGUGAAGGUGCUUAUCGACAACAAGUACAACACAGAUGCUGCGCUGAAGGCGUUGCAAAAGACGGAUCGCGUCAAGGAUCUCCACGAGCCCGUGCUGAGCAAACAGGAUCUGUUCAAAUUCGAGGAAGGAGUUGCCAAAUAUGGUUCGGAACACCGGCUUAUCCGUCUCCAUAUGAAGACGAAUCUGCCGCAUGCUGAUAUUGUACGGUUCUACUAUCUCUGGAAGAAGACGCCGAAAGGCAAAGAGAUCUGGGGCAACUAUGGAGGACGCAAGAAGAAGAAGGCGGAACCUGCCGGGGACGCUGGCAGCAAGCUUCAGGCAGAGUUGGCUCAUGAUGUGGAUGACUCUGCAUUCGACAACGACAAGGCUAUCCGCAAGAAUCGUGGCUUCCAGUGCAAGUACUGCAGCACAACCCAUUCGCGGCAAUGGAGACGCGCGCCUGGCGUGUCUCCCGGACAAAUGGUCACAGUGGAGAAAAUCGAGAAAGGGCAGAAGACCGAAAAGAAGGAACGCUACGUGCUUGCUCUCUGCCUUCGAUGUGCGAACUUGUGGCGAAAGUACGCAAUCAAGUGGGAGGACAUCGACGAAGUCUCGAAAAAGAUUGCACAGAGCGGUGGGCGCGUAUUCAAGAAGAAAAUUGACGAGGAGCUGCUGCGUGAGCUGAUCGCUGCCAACGAAGCUCCGCCGGAUCCGGAUAUCGCCAACCCGUCGUCUUUCGAGAGCGGCGAGCCUCCCAAGAAGAAGUCAAAGACAGGCAAAGCAGCAGCAGUUCCAUUGACAGAGCAUGUGGAGAAGCCUGCUCCACCGCCGCCCCCACCGAAGGAACCAACACCGCCGCCGCCACCCAUCAUUCCGGCUCAGCCGACUUGGAAAGUGCUUCCUUGCGCGGUCUGCAAAGGGUUUGAAGAUACCAUUGCCUGUGCUCAUUGCAAGCUGACUGUGCACCGACGCUGUUUCGGAGUCGGCGAGCACGACGGGAUCAGACCGAACGGUGAGGUGAACUGGAUCUGUGAGCAGUGUCAGAACGAUCGCAACCCGCUCGUGUCAACAGAUUAUUGUUGCUGUUUGUGCUUGACAGAAGAAACAAUGGUGGAUCUGGUCGAACCGCCCAGGGUUUCGCACAAGAAAAAGACGGACCGGGAGCGAGAAAAAGAGCGGCUGGAGAAGGAGCUUGCCGAUGGCAUGCGCAACGAGUACCGCAAUANNNNGCCCACCAAUACCUCGCGAGCCGCUGAAGCGCACAACUGGCAAUAAUUGGGUUCACGUGUCGUGUUCUCUUUGGGCGAACGAGAUUCGGUACAGCAACGCAGAGAAGCUGGAAAUUGCCGAGGGCUUCCAACUGAUCCCGCAAGCACGUUUCGAAGCCAUUUGCAAACUGUGCAAGAAUCGGGACAUUGCUAACAAGUUUCGCGAAAACGCAGGCGCCUGCAUCAAUUGCAGCCAAUGCCAGGCCGCGUUCCAUGCGUCUUGUGCAUUCGAGGCUCACUAUACGUUCGGAUUUGAUGUCCAACCCGUCAAGGGCUCGCGCAAAGAUCAGGUCACGACUGUCACACUGGGCAAUGAAACUGGUUCGGUGACUCCCGUCGUGCUCUGCAAGGAGCACACGUUCAAAGGCGUCCUCCACCCAAUCGAUGAGUACUACGAAGACGUUGGCAAGACUGCUCUGCAAAUAUAUGCCGAGGCGUAUAAGCAGGCUGACCUGACCUUGACUGGCACAUCGCGCAAAGCUGCUGAGGCGCAACUUACUAAGGAUAAGAAGGGCCAACAAGCAGCACUCUCCCAGGGCACGAAUCGUAGGGAAUCUGGCGCGCAUGGAAUAGCAGCUGCUGUACGUCGAGGCGCAAGGACUUCUAUCGCCGCUGAUACGAAGCCUGAACCAUCAGACGGUGUCGUGGAUAUAAGCAUGGUCCCGGAGGAGGAACAACGACGAUGUGUCAAAUGCGACGUCGACGUGACACCAAAAUGGCAUCCAGUCGCAAAAGGAGCUGGAGAAGAGGCGAUCAAGACAACAGAACACGACAGGCCUUCCGAGCAGCCUAAAAUCCCCGAAAAGCUCAACAUCCGCUUCAUGGCACCAGGCGCGAAUGGGCGAGCAUGGGAGGGCAUGCCAGAACGCUUCAACGGUGGGCUAAGUGCCGAUCGUGAAAAUGGAGAAAGUGAAGGGCCCGCGCCCGCUGUGCAAGAUCCUAACGCACCGUCCACGAUCACGCACAACGGCGAAGCUCGCUCUGCUAUUGGCGAACCCAUCAGAGUCGAUCACAAUGACCCGGCGACUCAUGCUCAUGGUCUGCCGCAAGGCUAUGUUCCUCCUGCCGCUCGUACUUCUCCAUCGCUAGAGGAAUGCCAGAAGCCCGAGGAACAGGUUCCAACAGAAUUUCUGUGCCACAAAUGUUUCCUCAAGAGCAAGCUGGAGACUUCUCCGCCGCCUGAAGAUGGAGACAAACGGGCAUCCUCGCUUCCAAGAGGGAGCAAGCGUCCGACACCAGCGCCGAUCCCAUCCAUCGAGGAGCAGUUCCGUGCUAUCGACAACCCGCCUCAGCCAACCCCAAUACCACCGGCUGCACCUCCGCCACUCAAUGGGAUGCCUGGCCACGGUCCUCCCGGACAAUAUGGACCCCAUCAUCAUGGUGGACCGCCCCAUCACGUCUACCCACAGCAGUUCCAUCAGCCAAACGGCUAUCACCAGCCACCUCCUGCACCUCAAAUGGGAUUCCAUGACCGGCAGAACAGCUACGGCAAUUAUGGUUACCAUGCGCCCCGGCCAGCGCCAAUCCCGCCAGCACCUCACUAUGGGCCCUCGUUCGCACAAAGUCAGCCUCCGCGCCCUCCACCAUUGAACGGUUUUGGUCCGCCGGGACAAGUUCCGAAUGGCGGAAUGCGAUCGCCUCAUCCCGGUCAGCCAUCUCCUGGUUACCCUCCGCCUUCUCAGCAUCACCAGAUGUCGGGAAUGUCUCGUGAUGGCCCAUAUCCAGGACAACUCCCUUCGUUGGGGCCCCCGGUGCAUUCCAGUCCCCAUGCUUUGUUCGGGAGACCUGGUUCGCAGCCACAGAACGUACCUCAGCCGCAGCACCCUCCGCCGGCCCAGCCUCAAAACCCCAUGAAUUCACCUGCACCACCUCCACCGCAGAUGCAGCAACAGGUGCAGCAGGGCCCACCUACACCCUCCAUACCGCAAGCACAACAGUCCACCGAGCAGCAGAGCCAAAAUCAGCAGCAGGCCAACACAAGUCCGCGACUGGAAGGCGGAGAGGCGGCAAGGCCCACAACACCCCGAGGUGGGCAAGUCAAUGGAACGACUGGAGCGAGUGCGAGUCCUAAUUUAGCGAAUCUCUUGCAUUGAUAUGAGACCUUGACAGGUUGAGGUGUGUGUUAUUUUAUUAGAGGCUAUGUGGACCUCGGUAUUUGUGGGAGGACGGAUCUGAGCAGUGUGUAGGCUCUUGUUUUGAUACCCCAUGUAGCAAUUUUGACGGUCGCUCAAGGCAGAGCGGCCAGUUUAAUAGAACAUUCUGGACCCA